Molecule: messenger RNA, 3368 nt
Organism: Homarus americanus (American lobster)
Lineage: Eukaryota; Metazoa; Arthropoda; Malacostraca; Decapoda; Nephropidae
Exons: 7
Coding region: 778-1329 (183 amino acids)
Source: RefSeq, a predicted model, not a curated record
UGGCUGGUUUUGGGAUUUUCCUGAAUAAAACUAAUAUUCGUAUGAGCUUACUGCAAAGAGAGAGAAAGAGAGCACGGCAGUGCUUGCCCGUUACACCUGUGUUAGGGUAAUUUUUUUUGACAGGCUAGCUUUGCUAGACCUAAGCCAAUAGAAUGAAGCUAGGAGAAUAAGUAAUAUGUAGCUAGUUUGCUGAGAUCAUAACAUCGAAAUAAAAGAGGAAACAUGGGUCAGUGAGGCGGGAUUGCUGGACCGAAGCCAAAAAGAAUGAGGCUGACAGAAUAGGAAACAUAUAGUGAGGUUUUCAUUGGGUGAUUACCAUAAUUGAUUCCCAAAUUCAGAAGUCGGUGUGAUUACAAUAUUGUAAGGGUUAAGGACGUUAUCAUACUAAAUCAAGCAGUCAAAUAAAGAGGACAAUGAAAUGCACUGAACUAAUUAACUAGGUGCUAGGACCAUGUACAAAGAACACUUACUUCAUGACAUGAAAGACAAAUUUAGCAUUUUAGUAGAUGAAUCCACUGACUUGAGUUCAGCAUGAACGGUUGUUCACAAGCUGCUAGACAAUACAUACCUGUAUGAUGUUUUGACACGAUAAUCUGCACUCUAUGCAUAACUUUACACAAAAGAAUUAUUUAAAAAAAAUCAUGGCUCUUACUACACAUCCAAUUUAGUGGGAUAUUUGGCAGUUAUUUAGAACUGUUUUAAGGCUAGAUCUUAGCGUGCUGGGACCACUGCCUGUCGUCUACCUGUUAACCGAACCUGAAAAAGCCCAUUGUGAUUAUGGUUAAUUAUCAAGUUAUUUGUGAUGGGAAAAUAGCCGUUGCAGGUGAUUUGAAGAAUACUCCUUGGGAAGCUAACAACUGGAGCAUGGAGGCACUGAUAUUACAGUGGCCAAAGCAUCAGCCAUCCCUUCAACCAGAGAGGCUGGCUGUGAGGAGGAAUGAUGACUCAACAUGGACUCAAUGCUCCAACACUGAUCACCUUGUGGGGGGCCAGCGUGAGACAUCCAUGCAUUAUACCAUCAAAGAGUGGUCUGGUGUCAACCGAACUUACAUAAAACCAUGCUGGGAAUUUUCUCUCAAGGGCAGCUCUAUGACGAAGACCAAUUCCACUGGGAUCUAUUUACUCUUGUGGUGGAUCCAAUUACUAAAGAUACUAAUGUGUCUUAUCCUUCCCAGCAUCAAGGAGACUGCUAUCAACCUCCACACCAAGUACAGGUCAACAUUUGCUUCCUGGUUACUACAUAUUCUUGAGAGGUGCUAUCAGAGUUCUCUUUGUCGGCUUGCAAAGAUGAAAAUGAUGAAGAAAAAGAAGGUUAAUGGAACUGGAUAAAACCCCAAUUGAAGAAGUGUCCCAAGAAAGUGAAAACUCCCAGAUAUGAUAGCAGUUCCAGGAGGUGUCAGUGGCCUUGCUACUGCCCACUACCUGAAUUGUGAUUGAGGCCUCACAAAGAUUAGGUAGAUGGAUCAACUCGCUGAAGCAUGAAGAUACUGUAGUACAAUACAGUAUAUGAACUUGGGCCUCGGAUUCUCAGGUGUUGCAGCUUGGUUGGGUAGUAAGACUUCUUCACAGCGUGUAUUUCACGGAUGACUUGGGUGCUAAUGGACCUGUAGCGGUUUUAGGUGAGUGAGAGAAAGAUAGAGAAAUAUUUAAACUAGCAUUUACCAUUGCCAUAUGAAGAAUUCUAGAAUGCUCGGCUUGUUUUUUCUCACUGGGGUUUUAAAGUACUACGCGUGCUCCGUAUGAAAGGUCCCAUUGAACUUGAUUAAUUUCUAAACUGCGUGAGUCCUCAUGCUCAGAAAAAACCUGCUCGUGUGAAGCGGGUCUUUCAGUGAAAUAUAAGAGGUGCGGUGUACCCUGCGUGGUAUGAAUUUUACUCUAAGAUAUCAGAAUUUAUCUUUGUGAAUACAAUAUCAGUAGUGGAUAAGCGGGGUUGAGAAUAAUGAGGUAUUCCUGUAUUUUAAAGGCAAAUUUUGUUGUUUCUGGCACACAAGACUAAAAUAGCUUUGGUGUCAUUUUACAGGCAAAUUUGGGUGUUUAAGGCACCUAAAACUAUAUAAAGCCUUGGUGACAUUUUACAGCAAAUUUGGGCGUUUCAGACACCCUAGACAAUAACCUCGGUGUCAUUUUACAGGCAAAUUUUAGAGUUUCAGGUACCCAAGACUAUAUAGCCUUGGUGUCAUUUUUCAAACAAAUUUCCAUGUUUCAGGGACCCUAGACUAUAACCCUGCUAUUAAUUUAGUCAAAUUUGGGUGUUUCAGGCAUCCAAAGACGAUAUAGUAGAGUAAAUUUCAUGGAAUCUAUGACUCCUGUCAUUUUAUUAUAGUUGAUCUAUGUACCUUUGACUAUUUAGAAAAGAUUAAUCUCCUAUGUACUCUCACGCACCAGAUUUUUUAUGCACCCUCUUCCCCUACUCCUGACUCUAUGGAAGUCGUAGCCUUGGCUUCAAACAAAACGUCGUGGUGCAAUAUUGUAGCUCGAAGCUUCGCUAAAUUGUCCAAAUAGUAGUUCAUGAUAUAAUAUUUGAGAGAGAAUACAUGUAUAUGCAAGAUACAGGUUUUUUAGUGACUUCACAGCACUUUACUUACCAUCACGAUACUUAACAUCACCAUACAAGAGGGACCGUUCGGUUUGCAGCCCUGACCAUGACUUCCCUCAAGCCAGGAGUAUGGAUACAGGGUGCAUUGAAACUAUGGCGCGUGAGUGUACAUCUGAUAUAAAGAGAGCUAACCAUGCUUGAGCAUCAAUUCCAAAAUGGUCACCGGUGGUCAUAACAUUUGAACUAAAUCAUAAAUGAGGGGUCAUUUUCCACUAAUGUUGAGGUGCGAAAUAUGAUGGGAUAGUCAAUUUUUUGGUUUAGGGGUCAUUUUGGCCUCCAAAUCCAAGAUGACUGCUGUCAGCCAAGUUGAAAAAAACAUGGUAUAACUUAGGAACCUAAUGAGCUAUAUGCAUGAAUGAGGGUUCUUCUCCCAUUAAUUCCAGGAUGGGGGAAGUUAUUUUUUACUUUUAAAUGUCACCUUUACCCCUUAUACAAAACAGCCACCUUCCGAGAUCAUAAAAAAUCACAUUGAAAAAGUGUGGAACAUAAUGGUCACUGAUUCUAUGAAAGUGACUUUAACAAGUGAAAAUAUUUUUGUAUUUAAUUUUCUAGAGUAAAUUCUAAAUAAAUAAAUUCGUAUUUUUCAGGUGUGGCACCGGAGAUCGCCAGUGAGUAGACAUUCAUAUGUAUCUGGAAUCACUGUUCACAGACAUAUAUAUACAGUAUAUAUCUAAAUAGAUAUACAGUAAUACCUCACUUUACGCAGUCAAUUGAACCCACGGAGGCCCUCGUAAAGUGAACAACAGAACAUAUGGGAUUAAUUGAAAUAGAG